UUCAUGACGUUAGCAAUUGUUGCUAGGUGGGUCAACCUUAUAGUAAAUAUGUGGAAAUAGUGUACGAACGAGAUGUUUACUGAGCUAAACCUACCAAUGCUGUCUGAAAAUGAUGUCCUUGGUGCCAAAUUCACUGAUAAAGGUGUGGAAAAACAUGCAAAUGUUCAGUUAAACAGAUGGCUUGAGUGUCGAGUGCUGAAAAACACGGGAAAAAGAGUCUACCUGCUCCAGAAGUAUCUUUUUUAUCGACACCUUUUUCUUGUGUGCAUUGCCUUACGCCACUGGUAAUGACAUUCUCCUAUUUCAACAAUCUAUCCUUUACCACCAAUUGCCCUGUCUUUCUUAUAUAUUAUAUUGUAUGGUUGUCUUACGUCUCUGACCGUUCUUGGGGGCAAUUUACAUUGCUAUUUUUGUGUAGCGAUAGCAAAUGCUACUCAGUGACAGCCAACGAACACUUUUAAUUAUUUCAUAAAUAACAAAUCUUUAUUUUAUAAUUUAUUUACACUUACGCCCCUACUAAAGUUUUUUUUUUUUUUUUUUUUACAACGGAAAAGGUAACAGUUGCAGUCAGGUACCAUUUAAAUUUUUUUCAGGUCAUUCAUUGUCAGACAGAAGCAGCACGGCUACACCACGCUAAAAAAAAAAAAGUAAAAAUAUCAAAAUGGCUUACCUCUUCAACCUCUGUAGGACCAUGGCCCACAACAAAAUGUUUACUGCAUAUGAAAUGUGAAUGGCUUCACCUUGCUGGCGUUAAACUGGUCUUUUGGUCAUCCGCGCAAGUAAAUCCAUUCUUCACAUUUUUUCCUCCCGAAUUUUUGGUUUCGGGAAACGUGUGAAGAAAACACUUCAAACGUCAUAAUGUCUACAGUCAUUUCUAAAAGUUCCAUAGCAGCAGUGUUCAAUCGGCAUGUUCUUUUUUGAAAGAUUACCGGAGAAAAUAGCAGAAAUAACAUGGAUUGUAUGCGAGGGCGUUUAUGUAACAACCCACUUCCGCGUUACGAUGGUGACGUCACGGUCUGAAAAUAGCAUUCAUACAGAACGCUAUUCAAGGUGGUGGUUUUAGUAGAGCUUGGAACGAAUUAGGCGUGAAACGAGAUUUGUUAUACGGAGAAAUAAUAAUACGAAUUCAUAUCGUGUCUUGAGGUACCACUGUAUCUUCUUGAUAUCUAAGAUUAAUACCAUCAAUAAAUAUAUGCGCAUGAGUACACCCUUUUGCCUCAUUCUGAGCUGACUAAUCACAUGCACACUUUCUCUAGGUGUUGGUUGUUCUUACUGUACAUGUUCCUCCUCUGUUUGGCCGAGGGAGGAUUCAAUGCAUUAGUAGUAGUUUGUUUUCUCUCUAAAUAAGCUGUAGAAAAGUGGGAGUGUUCGCUGUCUGAGUCAGAACAGCCCCCCUCCAAAACAAACUCCAUCUCUCUCUAUCUGGUGUCACAGUUAAGACAGAGAAGAGGCAGGUGGCUGUCGUCAAUGGAGGGGGGUUUCAAGCAUUGGUUUGGAAGAAACUCUUGAGUCUGCUUUCAGUACUUUGCGGACACCGGCUAUGCAGCUUUUCUGUUCGAGCAGCUCAACACAUCUGGGAGCAAGGAAAGCGCUGUCACUUGCUGCCAGGUGUGCUUCACGCCUCUCCACCAACUGAAGCAGGAAGCUUUGCAGACUCUCCAUGAUCCCGUCCUCACCCUCGCCCCCGACAUGCCGGCCUUGCCUGCUUCUUCCUUUUUACCGCGCCCCUCCAGAUUUGUGGGUUCACCAUCGAGCAUCCAUGCAAACCAACUGUCCAAAGGCCAAGCUGGCACUCAAUCAAUCCUGCCCACGGGGGAACAGCUUAGAGGACUAUGCGGGUCCCAGGGCCCUCCAAUUCCAUCGAGUUCUAAAACCAGUGUCCAGGUGACAGUGGCAGGAGGGCAGCUCACUGGAUCCUUAAGCGCCGUCACCAUCCAAACACAGCAGUACCUCGAGGGCGUUUGGAGCAUUUCCAGGGUCAACAACUUCCUCCCUCAGCUUAAAUCGGCCCAGAGCUUGAUGGGGGAUGCCGACAGAGAUGUCACAACAUCUACAGCCACGCUCACCAGCAGCAGCAGCAGCAGUACCAAGAGCAGCACCUUGACACCCUGUCGCCUGAGAGGCUCCACGCAAACGGGCCUCCCUACCCCGAUCACCAGCGCUUCCAGCUCUGUCACACCCUCCUCAUCUGCAGCUGCCUCCUUCUUCAUCAGGGCUGCUCAGAAGCUCAACCUGUCCUCCAAACGAAAGAAGCAGCAACCUUCGCUGCUCCAUCCACAGGAGCCCUCCAUCUACCCCACCAACUUUAGUGGCAUCCUGCAGGUGUCACCCCCCGCUGCCCCGCCAUGCCUGCUCCGCGCUGUGUCCAAAGUGAAAGAGAACCCAGGGAUGGGAAAGGUCAAAGUGAUGAUGCGCAUUUGCCCAUCCUUGGAGGCGACGGACUCAUCAGAGUCUCAAUCCUUCUUGAAAGUGGACAGCAGGAAAAAGCAGGUAACCCUCUACGAUCCCGCAUCCAGCCCGCCGCACUCAAGUUCGGCACACAGACGCUCCGCCACUGUUGCUGUCCCAAAGAUAUUUGCCUUUGAUGCAGUUUUUACCCAGGACGCCUCACAAGCAGAGGUGUGCUCAGGUACAGUUGCAGAAGUCAUCCAGUCAGUAGCCAAUGGUGCAGAUGGGUGCAUCUUCUGCUUCGGUCAAGCGAAGCUCGGCAAGACGAACACUAUGAUUGGCAAAGACAGCUCAACUCAGACCAUAGGUGUUGUGCCCUGUGCCAUCUCCUGGCUCUUCAAGCUCAUUAAUGAACGCAAGGAGAAGACGGGUGCACGCUUCUCUGUCCGGGUGUCUGCUGUAGAAAUCUUCGGGAAAGAAGAGGAGCUGAAGGACCUGCUGUCUGAAGUUUCGAAAGGGAGCCAGCAAGAGGGUCAAUCUCCAGGCAUCCAUCUCAGAGAGGAUCCCAUUUGUGGCACACAACUUCAGAAUCAGAGCGAGCUACAUGCCCCGACAGCUGAGAAGGCGGCUUUCUUCCUGGAUGCCGCCAUAUCGGCCCGCAGCACCAGCCAGCCCAAUGCAGAUGAGGAGGAGCGACGCAACUCCCACAUGCUGUUCACGCUGCACAUCUACCAAUACCGCAUGGAGAAGAGUGGCAAGGGAGGAAUGUCUGGUGGACGCAGCAGGCUGCACCUCAUUGACCUGGGGAGCUGUGAAAAGAUCCUGAGUAAAAGUCGAGAAGGUGGAGGGGGCGCAUGUCUUUCUCUGAAUGCAUUGGGAAAUGUCAUCAUGGCUUUGGCGAAUGGAGCAAAACAUGUACCAUACAAAGACAGCAAGCUGACAAUGCUACUGCGAGAGUCCCUCGGCAACAUCAACUGUCGAACCACCAUGAUCGCCCACAUCUCCGAUUCUCCAGCGAACUACGCUGACUCGCUCACCACGAUACAACUGGCAUCGCGCAUUCACCGCAUGAGGAAGAAGAAAUCAAAGUAUGCAUCCAGUUCGUCUGGAGGGGAAAGUUCCUGUGAGGAAGGGAGGAUUCGUCGACCACCCCACCUUAGACCUUUCCAUCCUCGGACUGUAGCACUUGACCCAGAUCUACCGUCUCUGCUCAGUGACCCAGACUAUUCCUCCAGUAGUGAACAGUCAUGCGAUACUGUCAUUUAUGUGGGCCCUGGAGGAGCUGCGAUCUCAGACAGAGAGCUCAGUGACAAUGAAGGCCCACCUGCCUUUGUUCCCAUCAUCCCUUCCAUCAACAAGAAGAGGACAACAAAGGAGGGUCCUUUAGACAGAGAUCAAUUCUUUAAAUGCAACACAUUUGCUGAGCUACAAGAGCGGCUGGAAUGUAUCGAUGGUAGUGAAGAACCUACAGCGUUUGUUGGCGAAGGCAAGCGACACCAUGCGAACCCCAAGUUGGACAAAUCUAAGGAGAGCGAAAGCUCUGUUUCACCAAAGACUGUUGCAAGUAUGACUUGUAACCAAGAUAGCAUUUCUCCUAAAUUAGUUGCCAUUGAACCAUUUUCCAGUCCUGGCAAUAAAUCUAAAGCAGACAUUUUAGAAAGGCGCGGCACACUAGCAGAAAUGAAACAAACGGAAUGUGUGGUUCCGAAUGUAUGCAGAACUAGUGCUGAUGGCGAGAGGAUCUUGGUUCCAGAAAACACAGUUGAUGCUGAAAAAUUGCCAAGUGCUGCAACAAUUCAUCCUGAGCCCGUUGUAAGGGAGAAGAUAUACUUCAACAAGAAAGGCUCUCGCAAAGAAAUUUCUGAAAAGACAGCACGAUCCAACACCAGAAUGCCCCCGGUAGGAAUGAGCCACCAGGCUGUGAAAAGGAGGGAUCCUUGCGCUUCCCCAAUUCUCAGAGCUCCAAUGGAGGUUUGCCAGGUGAGCUCCACCAUACAGGAAAGGUGCUUCGACCGGGACAUCUUGAGAGCGACUGUCACCUUGCAGCAGCCUGUUGAACUUAAUGGAGAAGACGAACUCGUGUUCACUGUUGUAGAGGAGCUAUCUAUAGGCAGUAUUGUCGAUAAGGGUCGGCCAUCCAGCAUUAUCAGCUUUAACAGUGACUGUUCUUUGCAGGCCAUUGCCUCUGGCUCCAGACCUGUCAGCAUUAUUAGCAGCAUCAAUGACGAAUUUGAUGCCUACACAUCAUCUGUAGAGAGAGCUGAUCUAAACAUCGAAUUGGCCAUGCCGCUACAAGAAGGACCACUGGAGUGUGUACAUAGUAGGGGUUCUUCUGUCAGCUCUUGGCUUAGUGAAGUUAGUGUCUGCACCCUGGAGAGUGAAGGAGCUCAAUCUUCGGACGUCUUUCUUCCACCAGAAAAGGACAUUGGAACAGAAUCCACUUUUAAUUUCGAUUCCCUUGAUAUGUUACAUAGUGUGCCAUCGACUAGAGAUACCAAGAAUUCGUUGAAUGACAGCGGAUUUAGUUUUUCUGAACAGGACAGUGACAGUACUGCCUCAAGCAAACUGUCCUUGACAAAGUGCCCGCCAUCUCCAGAUUCAACCAAAGCAUCCCUCAGAUUGCCUUCUAAAAUAACAAAGGCUCAUUCACUUAGCUCCACACUUUCACAGUCUCCCUCCAUGGUUCACUCCAGUCUUCCAAGGAAGGUAAAACCUACCUCAUCCAUCCCUAGUAGUAGCAGUAGCAGCAACAGCAGAGAUCUACCGAGGCAAGAGAAUAAACAGGAGAAUCCCUGGCAGCGUACGGACAACCUUCCACAAGCUCAACCGAUUGUCUCCACCAGCAGGUUCGUCAGAACGCCUCAGAGUGGAAUCUCUUCGAGCAAAGUAUCCAACAACUGUAACAGCGCACCUCGGCCAUCUAAACUACAUGGGGCUACCUCUUCCCAAAGGGUGGUCGAUGGGUGUGAAAAGACUGCCUGUAAGAAAUUUGACCCUCCCAGCCGAAUGCCUCAGCUGAGAAGAGGAGCCACCACCUUGGGAACAGUGCCCGUCAUCCAUUCCUCUACGGACUACAAGGGAACGCAAGAUGUUGCGGCAGCAACAGGCCUUAAAUUCUCUUCUCUAGGGAAAAGCAACAAGGCUAACUCACAGAAAUCAAGCAAUCUACCUAGACCUGGUUGUAUAUCACCUCCCCCUCCUCCAAUAAGAAAGUCCAGUCUUGACCACAAGACCAAGAUCCUUCUACCCCAAAGUGCCUUAAAAUUAGCAUAUGGGGAAGCAGGAAGGAACCCCGGCGCAAGAGCAGUGGUGUCAGAAGAUGAACUAGAAGUUCGUCACAGAUUAGACUCCAUUGGUUUAAAAACCUCCAGCCUGAGAGCUGACCAUAGCAAUGUCAAAGUUACAUCAGGUUUGAAGGCCAGAGGGACCAGAGGUGAAGCCGGACAUCACUAUGGAAGCCAGAUGUCAUUGGAGAGGUCUGAUAGUUUGUCUCUGUCCAGCCCCCGACCCGGGCUUAGUCGGGAAAAUAGCGGAGCAAGUCUGGGGAGCAGCAGUAGCAAGGUCGGGAAAUCUAUUCCUAGAUUUGGAAUUCCUAAUUCUUCAAGUUCCCCUAUUGCAUCCUGCCCGUCAUCCCCAGGUGGAGGAACUAUGAGUAAAAUGGCCCAGGUGAAAGCAGCAGGAAAUCCUCGUGCAUUGGGAGCACUCAAUAGCAGUAAGGCCCGCUCAUUGUCCGCCAACAGUUCCAAAGGCUUAAGUUCCUCCACCAAAUCAUUGGCUAGUGCUGUGACUAGAACCACCAAUGCCAACCUUCCUCCAUCAGGCAGAACGUCAGGUCCCCGUUCCCCUGCCGCCGUUGUCGCUAGCAAGACUGGGAGAGGGACUAUCAUGGGUACAAAGCAGGCAGUACGAGCCGCCAACAGUCGUGUGAGUGAACUAGCAACAAGUGGCAUAUCGGGCAAGCAUGCGACAGUUUCCGGAGAUUCGGACAGUGGCAAUGACAGUGGCGUGAAUGUGGGUGAUGACAAAUCAUCAAUAGCAAUGCUACCCUCUCCGUACAGCAAAAUUACAGCACCCAGGCGGCCCCAGCGGUACAGCAGUGGUCACGGCAGUGACAAUAGUAGUGUGUUGAGCGGGGAAUUGCCUCCAGCGAUGGGCCGCACAGCUCUCUUCUAUCACAGUGGUGGCAGUAGUGGAUAUGAGAGUAUGAUCCGUGACAGUGAAGCCACGGGGAGUGCUUCCUCUGCCCACGACUCAAUGAGUGAGAGCGGAAUAUCAUCUUCAGGCCGGACAAGGACCUCCAAAUAUCCAAAAAAGAGAGCGACUGGUUUCCAGAGACGACGCCUCAUUCCAGCACCGUUGCCUGAUACGUCGUCCCUGGGGAAGAAAGUCGGCACAGCUGGCCAGUGGGUCGACUUGCCUCCGACACUGAAAGAGCCUUUUGAAAUCAAGGUCUACGAGAUCGACGAUGUGGAACGCCUUCAGAGAGGACGACAGGAACAAGCCGGAGAGCAAUCGUUUCAUGAUGUUGACAAGGGGCUGUUGUAUUUUAACAAUAAGUUGAAGAUUUUGGAGAGAAGGCAGCAGCAAGUCAGGGAAUUGAAAGCGAAGCAUGAGGUCUUGAUGGAGGAGCUGGAGGACACCAAGGCCCGACUGAUGAUGGAUCCCAGAAAGUGGACUGGAGAGUUUGACUUGGACCCAAAUUUGGAUAAGGAGUCUCCGGAGUACCUAGACGUUUUGGAGAGGGUCACGGAGGAGCUGGAGUUUUGCGUGAACUUGUGCAAGUCGCGUGUCAUGAUGGUGACCUGCUUCGACAUCAGCACGCAAGCCGGUGCCACUCACGAGGAACCACGGGAAGUUGAAGUUUGAGAAGAGAUGGGAGUCUAUGUGGGGAAAUGCGUAAGUGAAGAAGGAUGGUGAUAUGUAGCAGCAACUAACAGGCUAAUACUGAAUGGAAGAAUGACUAGAUCAGGGGUGUCAAACUCGAGCCACAUUUAUGGCAAUUAGAUCAUCUCGGCUCCAGUGUCAAAAUAAAAGCAUGGGAUUUUGUAUGUACAGUUUGAAUUGGUUCCAAUGUGCAAUCCCAUUAGCCAGAUUGGACCCCGUGGCGCACAUUUGACACCCCUGGCCUCGCUAAAAAGAGGUUUUUGUAUGAAAACAAAAAAAAUCGUAACCACUCUGCUCUAGUGCCUCGUCCAGGACGUGUUUGAAGGCGAAUAAACGAAACGUGAGCACAAACGCAUAGCGGUGGAUAUCACAUACUCUCAAGAGUGAGUGAACACCUGGAAGUGCCUUUAUUAAAAUACUUUCAUGUCAUUGUUUUUCAUUUCUCCCAAAACAUGAGCAAAAAACCCUGAACAUAUUGCUUUUAAGAACACAUAUUUUAUAUUGCAUUGUAAAGUGUAUUUAUGAUCUCUUGGUGUGUAAAAAAAUGUCAUUGAAAAGGUAGAAAAAAAGAGGAGGAAAAAAGAAAAAGCAAUAAGCUAAUGUUAUUGCGCUACCGGAAUUUGCCUUUUCUAUUGUUUAAAACCUCAGUCAGCAUUUUCAUGAUUCAACCUCUUGCGCCUUAUGUAUGGAGGUAGAUUUGUGUUUUUAUUAUUCAAUCCAAAAAAAGUUGCUUCAAUCAAAAUUUGAUGAAGCCAAAAAAAAAGAAAAAAGAUUUUUGAAAAAUAGAAAAGACUACUUUUUCUUUUUUUCAAGUGAAUUUUUUUGAUGAUUGAAACAAUUUUGUUUUUGAUUGAAGUAAUGUUUUGUGUUUGGGCCAUAUUUUGGGUAGGACAUUUAUGUCUUUAUAAUUCGGUCAAAAAAUAAGUUGCUUCAAGCAAACGAAAACAUAUUAAAACGAAUAUCACCUCAAUUAAAAAAAAUGUUUUCAAUCAUGGAAAAACUCAUGUAAAAAUAAAAUUGCCACCCCUCCCAAAAAAAAAAAAAAAAACAAUUAGAUUUUUUUUAAAUUGAAAAUAUAAUUUGAAUUUUUUUUUUUUUU
Molecule: messenger RNA, 8371 nt
Organism: Corythoichthys intestinalis (scribbled pipefish)
Lineage: Eukaryota; Metazoa; Chordata; Actinopteri; Syngnathiformes; Syngnathidae
Gene: kif26ab
Product: kinesin family member 26Ab
Exons: 15
Coding region: 1690-7254 (1854 amino acids)
Biological process (GO): microtubule-based movement
Molecular function (GO): ATP binding; microtubule motor activity; microtubule binding
Source: RefSeq, a predicted model, not a curated record